AUGUCACCGAGUGCUUUAGAGUCGGUCCUUCGUUACGCUUAUAUCCAUGGAUACACGUGUCGAGAAUGGGCAGAACCUGUACGAGAUUACAAGGAUCAGGUCGAUGGCGAUAUUAGCACUGAACUUUGUGAGCUCUUACUGGGUCGAUUCUUUGCACAAACACGCGUAGCCGAGCCAUUAUUAGAACGCUACAUUGCCUAUGCUGCCACGGGGGACGACGAACAGCAUUAUCCAUUGACGUUGAAUCAACAAGAGUGCUUGAUCCCUCCCAUCACUUUUCUUUCAUGCCUUGUCAAGUUUGUCGAUACAACAGCUAUCCGCAAUCCACAUCAAUGGUCGCAUCUUUUAAAGUGCCUUCCAACAUUGUUAUCUGUCAUUGAUACCGACCAAGUGAUUUCUGAUCUAUUACAACAAAAAGACCAGCAACCAUGGCCACGGUUACUAUGCAACGUAUUCAUCAUGUUAUCACGGCUUGUGGCAGUCGGCUUGUAUUAUGAUUAUUACGCUCGUGAUAUCCUUCGCAAUAAGCAAGACACGACCAUCGUAGCAUCCGAUGAAGCAGCAGCAGGAUCAGGAUCGCCACUACCAUCAUCAUCACAGCAAUUCAACAAUACACAAACAUCAUCUUCAUACCCAUUCAAUUUUCCUUUAUCACAACCAUCAGGCACAUUCGACCCUGAUGCUACCCUUGAUUUGGAAUCAUUUGCAGCAGCCGAACCACCCACCAGUUUUGAGGCUUCAGCCGCUAGUACAGAUGGUCAUACAGCACGUGAUUCGACUCAAGGAACAACCACAGACACCAAUCGUAUCGAAACAGCAAAUGCUAUUUUGGCAGCACAAGUCAUGGAAGAGCUUGUUGAGAAAAAGGGUGCCAAACGGAUAUUUGAAAUCAUGAAUACUCAAAACAAACGAGAAGCUGGCAAAGCGGAGGAACCAUGGGCUACUUGUCAAGCCAUCUUGGCACCCCCUUCAGCAAACACACAAACCACCACCGAUGUAGCACAAAACACCCACAUUCAAAAGUUGCUAUUGUUGAUCAAUCGAUUGACGGAUCGUGAUUUGGAUCGGCGCAUGGCAGUGCAUCUCAAGUAUCAGGAAUUGGAGGAUGAAGGCACUGCAAGAGCUUUGCCUAGUGCAGGCUUAAUGGGUUUCCUAUAUCAUUUGGUACAAAUUCGACCAGGAUUAAGCGAUGAAUACAUCCUUGAUUAUCUCACAAAGAUGCAAACCAUCAAGGGGUCUUUUGAUGAAUCGUUUUAUUUGGAGAUCUGGUUUGCUGCAUUGACGGGUUUACGAGAAGCAUCCGAAUUGGGCCAUCAGCACACUAUGCAAGGGGAUGAUGGUAUGACUCAACCAGCGGAUAUUACCAUCAAUGCGAAUCGUCUUCUUUGGCGAAGUAUGGUAUUGGUCAAGGUUCCUUUUAUCAUCGAGCAAUUGUAUACGAGGAAGCAAAGCCAAUCUCGACAUUACUCGUUCCUGAAACGUGAAAAUGACGACCCUGAUACGACUGAGAUGAACCCAUUAGAAGCGUCCUUAAGAGAACUCAAGUCAUUCACGGGUUUAUUGAAAGGAUGCAGCCCAUCACUUGCAGCAUUGGAUAUGUUCGAGCCUGGAGCAUCUAAAUUACUCGAUCAGCUCAACAAUGGGAACAGCAAAGCAGAGAAAGAUGAUGGCGAUGAUUUCAUGAAUCUCAUCAACGACAUGAGCAAUACGGUCGAUUUUAAUACCCCAGCCGUUGCCAAAGCCAUUCGACAAGUAGCCAGUGAGGAUAUCUUCACCCAAAUCGUUCGCGUUUGCCAGCAAUAUGGACUUGUACAGGAUAGCGUGGCUGAUGUACUGGUGACAGUUCCCAAAACAACCGAGAUCAAGAGCGAGCAAAAUGAUGAUGGAGGAAUGGAUAUCAUUGAUGACUCCAUGAUGCUUGACUUUGGUGAUGAUAAUCAAAAUGCUAGCAAGAGCAACGAUUUGGAGGUUGUCGCACAGAACGUAGACCAACGCAUCAACGCUUUGAGAGAGACCAUUUCGAUGACAGGCAUCACUGAACUUUUGCAUAUUGCCUUUGUAUCCAUGGCUCAUACAAAAAAGAUUGUGGAUUUCGUUGUUGAGUUGCUACGAGACAAGGCAGAUUCACGUGACAUUUAUGGCCUGGCCAAGAUAUGCGAUGCCCUCAACAAGUGUCCAUGUGCUAUUGAUCUUAUUGGACAGCUUCAUCAUCCAUUUAUCUUACUUGAACCCUUGGAGCAAUUUUGCAACGAGUGGAAACCAUCCGACAGCGAAAUGGACGUCGACAAUCGAUCCAGUAGUGAAAGCGACACUGAUGAUGACAUGGAUGGUGUUCGCGUGCUCUAUGGCAAGUUUGGAAAAGUAUGGACGUUGGUGGUACUCAUUGUAAGAAAAUUCAAUCUUUAUCGCGAUAUACCGAGCGUAUUCAGGAACGAGGAUGGGUUCCUUUAUCGUUUCUUUACACAAGGACCUUUGAUUUAUGGCGUGGAUGCAACCGAUGAAACCAUUGAGGAAUUUGCACGUGAAUGGCAAACGGCUUUAUUGGGCAAUGGUGGCAUUUCCGAUGAUUUAUUAAGGUUUUCUACGCCACAGCAAUUACUACAAGCUGCUCCUACACUCUUUGCACGUUCCAUUUUGGUGUACGAGAAUGGUCAUCUUGGGGAAGAUACACUGAUGGGCAUUGUUUCCUAUUUCCAAGAGAGCUUCCUCAACUUUACAUUGUGCCCUGUGACGAUCAUGUACUUGUGCGAUGAUGUCUUGAUGCGCAAUCCAUCCGUGGGUGUAAAGUGUCUACACCAGCUGCUGAUGAAAGGUCGACCACCGCAUGCAUUGAUGCAAAUUUGUGGCAGCAACAUCCUUGGUGCAUUGAUGGGAUUAUCUGAACAAUUAAAGCAAGAGCGUAUGGUGCGACCUGCCUCUGUAGCCGAAAAGGGUCAAGAAGCUGUGAUGGCAUUGGAUGAACUUGUUACGCAAUUGCAAGCCCAUAUCAAGAAUAAGCUUGGCAUUGAAGAAAAGAGUGACCAAAAGCAACAUCACACGGAGACUGUAUCGACGGGCGUCACAUGCGACAACCUUGCACACAAGGCCCAAGAAAUGUUCCGUUACAUUGUCAAGAGCGGUCGAUCCAUGUUUAUGCGGGAUGUGGAUGCGGAUGUGGUGGCGUUGUGGGAUCCUUGCAAAGCACCCAAGAGUGUGAUUGUACAUUACUUGGAUAUGGUCAUGUUCCAAAUGGCAUUGGAUAUGGGUGGUCCUCAUUGGUUUGUCAACAUGAUUGUGGAACAAGUCCUGGAAGCCGGUAAAAGUGGUGGCGCUGUUCGUGCAGCUGAACUUGGCUCAUGCCUUAUCACCACCCCCUUGACGACGGACAUGGAUUCGGAUGGUUCCUGCUUUAAUCUUUUACGUUGUUUACUACAAGAUGUGGUGCCCUCUUUUCUCGAAAAAUGUGCAUCCGCCAAUGCAUCGUUUUUCCAAGGACAAACCCUCGGUGUGUUCACAGGCAAUUGUUUGGUACUGAUGCAUGAUCGUGGCGACCAACCCAAGGAACGACAAUUUGUGGAUGAGUUUGGGCGUCAGUUUUUCGAAACGCUGGUCGUUGACAAUGAAAAUGCACCCCAGAUGAUUCAUCAGACUCAUGGUAGUGCCAUCAAAAAGGAAGAAGGAGGAGGAAGUGGAGGAGACAAUGGCAUGGAUCAGAGUAUACGCUUGGGUGUCUUUGGUUCAUGGCCUGAUACCGUCACGGAAAGUCCCAUAUGGCGUGGUUUCUUGAAAGGAUUGAUGAGUAAUCCACUUGUCAAUGAAGCAUGGCCCAACACGUUUAUAUACUAG
Lichtheimia ornata is the source of this 3825-nucleotide messenger RNA. RefSeq lists its product as uncharacterized. Gene Ontology annotation, cellular component: mediator complex. The transcript has 13 exons. Gene Ontology annotation, biological process: regulation of transcription by RNA polymerase II. The record is from RefSeq and is a predicted model, not a curated record. Bases 1 to 3825 code for a protein of 1274 amino acids. NCBI's taxonomy places the organism in Eukaryota, Fungi, Mucoromycota, Mucoromycetes, Mucorales, Lichtheimiaceae. Gene Ontology annotation, molecular function: transcription coregulator activity.